AUGGCCAGCACCUCAAGCGACCCACAUCCCCACACAAAGAGCGGACAGCCUAUCUGGCUCCGCGCAGAAGAUAAGCCAUUCGAAGCGCGAGCUGCCCUCACGCCUACGACUGCCAAACAGCUGCUUGAUCAAGGAUGGGAUGUCACCGUCGAGCGCGACCCUCAGCGCAUCUUUGAGGACAAGGAGUACGAAGAUGUCGGCUGUACCAUCGUGCCUCAUUCGUCCUGGACGACCGCUCCUCAUUCGGUACCUAUCCUCGGCCUCAAAGAGCUACCCGUCACGACAGAUCCCCUGCCGCACACUCACGUUCAGUUCGCUCACUGCUACAAGCAACAAGCAGGCUGGCGCGAUGUCCUUGCACGCUUCAGAGCAGGCGGCGGCACUCUGCUUGAUCUCGAAUUCUUGCAAGACGAAAGGGGUCGACGCGUUGCUGCGUUUGGCUACCAUGCCGGCUUCGCUGGAGCUGCCGUAGGAUGUCUUGCACUCUUUAGUCAGGUCGUGCAAAACGACAGAUUGGGCUCGCUCAAGCCGUAUCCGAACGAGCAAGAGCUCAUCGAUGAAGCGCGUACCAAGAUUGCAGAAGUCAAGAAGUCGCUCGGCAGAGGCGUCAGAGCUCUCGUCAUCGGCGCUCUCGGCCGCUGCGGCGGUGGCGCAGUCAGCUUCUUGCGCUCUGCAGGUCUCGAAGAUGGCGAUAUCCUCAAAUGGGACAUGGCGGAAACGGCAAAGGGAGGACCGUUCUCUGAGAUCCUCCAGGUCGACAUCUUUGUCAACUGCAUCUACUUGAGCUCCAAGAUUCCCCAUUUUGUCACGCAAGAGACGAUCAGACAGGCCGGCGAGACGAGGAACCUUUCGGUCAUUGUUGACGUCUCUGCGGAUACGACCAAUCCGAACAACCCUAUACCCGUCUACGACAUCAGUACGACUUUUGACAAACCUACUGUGGAUGUAGCAUCAUCGGCCGGUCCGGUUCUCACAUGCUGCUCAAUCGAUCAUCUGCCCACUUUGCUACCGAGAGAAGCAUCAGAAGCCUUUUCGAAGGAUCUCAUGCCCUCGCUCUUGCAACUGCCGAACCGUCACACGGCGCGCGUGUGGACAGACGCAGAAAAGUUAUUCCGCCAGAAGCUAGCAGAAGCAGAAGCUGCAGCGUGA
Messenger RNA from Mixia osmundae IAM 14324, 1149 nucleotides. RefSeq lists its product as uncharacterized. Lineage: Eukaryota; Fungi; Basidiomycota; Mixiomycetes; Mixiales; Mixiaceae. Gene Ontology annotation, cellular component: cytoplasm. The record is from RefSeq and is a predicted model, not a curated record. The transcript is spliced from 4 exons. Gene Ontology annotation, molecular function: saccharopine dehydrogenase (NAD+, L-lysine-forming) activity. Bases 1 to 1149 code for a protein of 382 amino acids.